This is a messenger RNA of Notodromas monacha, 881 nucleotides long. NCBI's taxonomy places the organism in Eukaryota, Metazoa, Arthropoda, Ostracoda, Podocopida, Cyprididae. The record is from the annotation of a GenBank genome assembly.
AUGUCGGAUCACGAAGUAGACGAAGUAGCUACCGUUAUGGCCGGUGGCCCGAUGGAUGUAGACUCAGCCCUGCAGGAGGUGUUGAAGACUGCGCUGAUCCAUGAUGGCCUUGCCCGUGGAAUCAGAGUUGCCGUCAAGGCUCUUGACAAGAGACAGGCGCUUCUUUGCAUUUUGGCAAAUAGCUGCGAUGAACCAGCGUACACGAAAUUAGUAACGGCGCUCUGUUCAGAGCACGGCAUUCCGUUGCUCACUGUAGACUCCAAUAAAAUGCUAGGGGAAUGGUCUGGUCUCUGCAAGAUCGACAAAGAAGGCAAGGCCCGUAAAGUUGUUGGAAGCUCUUGCGUCGUGAUCACCGGAAGUGUGAUCAAAAUGAGUGGGCACACAAUUAUGCUGAUACAAUCCGGAAAUCGACUUGACACCCGUUCUUACUCCGACUUCGACUCGUUGACUGAGUGUCUGGAAGGAAUUUGUCGGCUUUACGAAGAGCACCUGAAGCGUAGUAGUCCUACGACGCCGAGCAUCACUUAUGACAUCUCUCAGCUUUUCGACUUCAUCGACGAUCUGCCGGACUUGUCCGUGUUAGCAUACAACAGUGAACACAAUAUGUACGCCCCUUACGGGAAAGAUUGGGUGAAGGAGAAGAUUUAUGUCAUGCUCCGUCGUCAAGCGGCAACGAAAUGAGUUUUCGAUGUACGAUUGUUUUUCACUCUUCGUGGUCGAUUGUCAUUGUUUAAUGCACUGUUGAAUUUUUUUCCUAUGCUUUUCUGUUGCAACGCGCGAACAUUUUAAUUACUGAAUUCACGCCAAUACAAGACGCACCUCUAUUUUCAUGCCUCUUCGUGUCAAGGAAAAAGUAAGGUCUAAACUGUUUUCUCACUGGC